Vespa crabro (European hornet) is the source of this 2071-nucleotide messenger RNA. Its product is annotated as carboxypeptidase A1-like. The transcript has 9 exons. Bases 72 to 1955 code for a protein of 627 amino acids. Gene Ontology annotation, biological process: proteolysis. The record is from RefSeq and is a predicted model, not a curated record. NCBI's taxonomy places the organism in Eukaryota, Metazoa, Arthropoda, Insecta, Hymenoptera, Vespidae. Gene Ontology annotation, molecular function: metallocarboxypeptidase activity; zinc ion binding.
GAAAUUCCGUAAUAGAGAGAUAAGACCAUGGAACAGAACAGUGAAACCGUAAGUAGUUCUUUUUUGUUCCCAUGUAUACAUACAUACAUACAUACAUACAUACAUACAUACAUAUAUGUAUAUAUGUAUACAUCCAUACAUGUAUGCUGCGAACCGGUCGUGAAACUACUUUAUGCCACAUGAAGAGAGUCGAAGUCAGUCAUCGAGAAACUUUCGAAACGAACGUGCGUAUCCUGGCCCGAAUCAGGCCCAAGAUGGCUUUCGGUCUUACAUUCAUAAUCUUUGUUGUUAUCACUUUUGAUACAUUUAUUGAUGCUGGACCUUACGGAAAGAUCAACGAACAAAUACUCAAUAUUACUACUUACGAUAAGGACGAUUCAUUGAACGAGAAUCAAAACACCGAAAGUUUUAUUAUCAAUCAUGACAAGGAUAAAUCUAUACCAAUCGAUGAAUAUGACGAUGAAUAUGAGGAUGAGGAUGAAGAUCUUGAAAAAUAUAGAAUUUCAUCGAGAAAAUUGUCAGACGGUGACAAUGACAGAUCAUUUUCCUUAUUUGGUACAGUUGAAUCUGUAUUCUCGGCAAUGGCAAAUAGUUUAAAUAAUAUUGUAAAUAGUAUGAUGGGAACACAGACGAAGAGUUCAGUUAUACGAGGCAACAGAGUUAGUUAUAGAAAUCAUCAAUUGAUAAGAAUAUUUCCUAUCACUGAGGAACAUAUCAAUGAACUACGUGAGUUAAGGGAUUCUGAGCCUGACGAUAUUAAAUUUUGGAAUGAGCCCAUAUUGAAUAGGACAACCGACGUCGUGAUCGCACCUGACAUUGUCUCGGAUGUCAAAGAAUAUUUAAAGGGUCAUCAAAUCGAUUUUAAACUACUGAUAUCGGAUCUACAGAAGACGAUCAAUUAUCAAAAUCCAAAGAUGUCUAAGGAACAACGUGCUGAUCUUGUAACCAAUCAAGGACAUACCAUGACUUGGAGACGAUAUCAUCGAUAUGGGGAAAUCCUUAGAUAUUUGGAAUAUCUUGCAUUCAGAUAUCCAACUAUGGUAGAAAUAAUUACUAUCGGUCAUAGUUAUGAAGGAUUACCAAUAAAAAUGGCGAAAGUAUCGACUGGCCUUAAACGCGAUGGUGAACCAAAACCUGCGAUCUGGAUCGACGCCGGUAUGCAUGCCCGAGAAUGGAUCAGUGUUGCCGUUGCAACUUACAUUUUAAGUCAAUUAGUUGAAAGAAACUCGUCUUAUACGAAAUUGUUGGACCUUUCGGAUUGGAUAAUAUUGCCUGUUGCGAAUCCCGACGGAUAUGAGUACACACAUACGUAUGAUCGACUUUGGAGAAAAACUCGAAGUUAUCAUGGAGAUCGCGAAGCCAGAUAUUCACCAUCGAGUUUGUUUCACUUGAUGUCACAUUAUACCAAAUGGUUUUGGUCGAAAUGCGAGGGAGUAGAUCCAAAUAGAAAUUUUGGAUAUCAAUGGGGUGAACGUAACAAUGGUGGAACUAGUUUGGAUCCUUGUCACGAAACUUAUGCUGGUCCUUAUGCUUUUUCUGAACCUGAAACUAAAGCAGUUGCGGAAUAUAUUAUGGCUAAUCGCCAGAAUAUUAGAAUGUAUUUGACGUUACAUUCAUAUGCACAAAUGUGGUUGUCACCUUGGGCUUAUGUUAGAGAAAGUCCAGCAGAUUAUUCGGAGUUAACAAACAUAGCUAGAAGAGCUGUGAAUGCUAUAGCAAAAGUUCAUGGUACACAUUAUCAAGCUGGUCCAGCAGCUGAUCUCUUAUAUCCAACGUCAGGAGCAUCAGACGAUUGGGCCAAAGUUACAGCCGGAAUAAAAUAUGCUUAUACCGUUGAACUUCGCGAUCGUGGUACUUACGGUUUUCUACUUCCGGCAACACAAAUUGUACCAACUGGAAGAGAAAUUUGGGCUGGAAUACGAGCUAUUGCACGUCUAGUUACAUGUAACACGUAAUGCUAAUCUAUUUACGUGAAUCUCUCGACUACUUGAAUUUAAUAGAGAAAUUAUCUAUAUAUGCCGAUAGAUCAAUACUAUAUUUAGAUACAAUUUUUUCUCAAGUACAACAUUGU